CAAGUAUCUGGUGUUCAAACGAGCAGCUGUCGCGUCCCAGCUCCUAUCUCGAAUUGAUGAUUACCACCGGCCGAAGAUGAAGACGAGGCCGAGUGUAGCCUCGGUAUCUACCAUCUGGAGAAUGGUAUUUCAAGACCUUGCAGGCCCAGACUAUGCUCUCAUGUUGUGAAUGACUCUGGCUCGAGUCUAGCAAAAAUCCCUAGGUAUCCGAUUCAGCCUUCAAAAUCCUCAGAAAUGGCCGCCGAAUGGGAGAUCAUAAGAGACGAGUGUCAAAAGCGUCGUCGAGAUGCGAUCCCUACCGACUUCCUGCUUCACGAAAACCAUGUCAAAAACCUCCCAAAGAACCGCUCGACUGUGGUGGAGACUACUGGUCACUUUACGGAUACUGAGAUUGAAAUCGUCAAUGCUCCCGCUCGGAAAAUCGUCGCCAAUAUCAAAGAGGGAACUUGGACUGCCGUAGGCGUCACGCGAGCUUUCUGCAAGUCCGCCGCCGUGGCACAGCAGCUGACCAAUUGCCUGACCGAGGUGUUUUUCGACGACGCUCUCCGCCGGGCACAGUUCCUUGAUGAUUACCAACGCGAACACAAACGACUCAUUGGCCCCUUCCACGGCCUACCAAUCUCUCUGAAGGACAGCUUCUUCCUCGCUCCCUAUCCGACCUCCAUAGCGGUGGCCAAGUUGGCGAGGGAGCCCACCAUGACCACCGCACCAUUGUGUCAAGUGUUGCACGACCUCGGUGCCAUCUUCUACGUCAAGACCAACGUACCCAUGACGAUGAUGGCGUGCGAGACCGUCAACAACAUCUGGGGCGAAGCCGUCAACCCGUGGGGCUUCACCCCGGGAGGUAGUUCGGGCGGAGAAGGCGCACUCGUCUCCAUGAAGGGCUCCCCGUUGGGUAUAGGCACGGAUCUGGGAGGCAGCAUCCGCAUUCCGUCGGGGUGGUGUGGUCUUUACGGCUUCAAGCCCACCGCGCACAGGAUGUCCACGAGAGGUCACCAGUCUGCCUUGGCGGGGAUGGAUCUGGUCCCGACGACGUGUGGUCCCCUCGCGCGCUCACUCGACACCUUGGAGUUCUGGCUCGAAGCCAUCACAUCUGAGCCGCGAUUGUGGGGUCUUGACAAUACAGUUGUGCCAAUGCCGUGGCACCCUCAAGACGAACAAUACAACACCCGAAAGCUGAGGAUCGGUGUGAUUAGAGAGACCGAUGGAGUGGUCACCGUCCAUCCCCCGGUCGAUAGAGCUCUGGGCCUGGUGGUUGCGGCCCUGAAAGCCGAUGGCCACGAGGUGUUUGACUGGGAGCCGACAGGGCACAAGGACAUGGGGGAUCUGUUCUUCCAAAACGUCUUCCACCACGGCGAUUCUUUGCACAAACUGUUGACCGAGUCCGGAGAGCCGUUGAUUCCAUCACUGGCCAUGAUCGUGGCCGCACACGAAGCGGGCGUCGGGGGCUUCACCUCGGAAAUGCAACGAAACCUGACCAUACUCCGUGACCGGCUUCGUGACGAGUAUUUCGACCGUUGGGCCGCCACGGCGACAGAGUCGAAGCCGGAAAUGGACGCGAUUCUUUCCCCAAUGUCCCCGUGGGUGAUGCCGCCAUUGAAAGCUUUGGACAGGGCACUCAAUGUGACUUUUACUAAUUAUGUCAAUGUACUGGAUGCCCCCGCCUGCAUUCUUCCCAUCACCUUCGUCGACAAGAAGGUGGAUAAGAAGCGGACCUCAUUCACUCCACUCAACGAGCAAGACACAAUCAUCCAAUCCGACUAUGACCCCGAACUCUACGACGGGGUACCAGUAUCUGUACAGCUCAUGGGGAAAAGGUACCAGGAGGAGCGACUACUUGCGGUGGCCAAGAAGAUUGACCAGUUGGUGAAAGCUCAAAAGGAGGACAGUUGA
Molecule: messenger RNA, 1893 nt
Organism: Exophiala oligosperma
Lineage: Eukaryota; Fungi; Ascomycota; Eurotiomycetes; Chaetothyriales; Herpotrichiellaceae
Exons: 4
Coding region: 235-1893 (552 amino acids)
Source: RefSeq, a predicted model, not a curated record